Molecule: messenger RNA, 1827 nt
Organism: Penicillium vulpinum
Lineage: Eukaryota; Fungi; Ascomycota; Eurotiomycetes; Eurotiales; Aspergillaceae
Product: laccase TilA
Exons: 3
Coding region: 1-1827 (608 amino acids)
Molecular function (GO): copper ion binding; oxidoreductase activity
Source: RefSeq, a predicted model, not a curated record
AUGAGGUUGUUCACCUUUCUGAACCUAACCUUAGGACUACUACAACGGGUAUAUUCCCAAAGUAACCCAACAAUAACAAGCGCCAACAGCGUGCUUUUUCAAUUGAACUUGACAUGGGAAGAUGUGGCACCAGAUGGGACGGCGAGGAAAGCUAUCCUCAUGAACAAUGAGCUCCCUGGUCCCACUCUGCGAUUGAAACAAGGCGGUAAUGUAAAAUUCCUGGUUCACAAUGCAAUGCCUUUUCCCACCACCAUACAUUUUCAUGGGAUCGAUCAGCUGGGUACACCUUGGUCUGAUGGUGUUCCAGGAGUUUCGCAAAGACCAAUUGAACCCGGAUCAAGUUUUCUGUAUCGCUGGAACGCCAAUGUUUACGGAAGCUACUUUUAUCAUGCCCAUUCCCGGGGGCAACUUAUGGAUGGAUUGUAUGGCGCUAUCUACAUCGAACCGCUUGACUCCCAAGAGAGACCUUUUGACAUAAUCAGCGGUGACGCUGGUGAUAUCCAAGCCAUGCUACAGGCGGAAAAAAUGACAAAUCCCCUUAUCCUUUCCGACUGGCGUCACCUAACGUUUGAAGAAUUAUGGCAAGCUGAAAAGGCCACAGGGUUGGAUAUGCCCUGCGUGAACUCUUUACUUAUCAAUGGUAAGGGGUCGGUCAAUUGCUUUGAUCAAGAACUCAUCAACCAAAUGACCUCGCCCACGAUCAAAUCCCUUCUCCGUGGUGAAAAUCUUACAGAUAUUGCGUGUCCACCACCAGGUAGUAUCAAUCUUGAAGGAACAUAUGGACCGGUCAACUACAGCGCGAUCCCCUUUGGAACAUUCUCUGGCUGCAAGGCUUCCCAAGGCCAGACCGAGGUAUUCAAAAUUGAUCCUUCCAGUCGAUAUGCGAGUUGGGAUAUUAUCAGUGCAUCUAGUACCCGGUUUAUGACGUUCUCUAUCGAUCGGCAUCCUCUAUGGGUAUAUGCAGUGGAUGGCCGCUAUAUUGAGCCCAUUGAGGCAGAUGCGGUAACGCUCUUCACUGGCAGCCGAUACUCAGUCCUUGUGAAUUUGGAUAAACCUCCUGGAAAAUAUGCCAUGCGGGUGGUGGACGAUGGAAUCCAGCUCGUGAAUGCCACUGCUGUUCUAUCUUAUGAGACCGAAAACCUAUCUCUUGGAACCACGACCGGUGUAAAUCUCACAAUAGAUGACCCUUAUAUUGACAUUACUGGGGCAAAUACCUCUGCAAAUGUGGCAUUUUUGAACGAAUCUAAAAUUGUUCCAUAUCCAGCAGAAGAUGUUACGACAAAAAAAAUUGAUCAGACAUUCAUACUCAGAAUUUCUCGCCAAAAUAACUCAUAUACCUGGACCCUUGGAAGCGCAAUUUUCCCAAUGGCCCUUGAAAAAUUGAAUCUUCCACUCUUGUUCGAUCCCUCUGCCAUCACUGACAACGAGCUAAAGAUCAACACCAAAAAUGGAACCUGGGUCGACAUCAUCAUCCACAGCUUGGAUCUCAGCCAGCCUACUCACGCAAUUCACAAGCAUUCCAACAAGUUCUACGUCAUCGGUAGUGGAACUGGCGUGUGGAAUUUUACUUCAGUUGCUGAGGCGAUGCAGUCUAUACCGCAGAAUUUUAAUUUAGUCAAUCCUCAGAUCCGGGAUGGGUUUACUAUUGCGGGCACACAUGAGGAGCAGAGCUGGCUGGCUAUCCGUUAUCAUGUCGUGAACCCAGGUGCAUUCAUUAUUCAUUGCCACAUCCAGCCGCAUUUCAGUGGGGGGAUGGCAAUGGCUAUCUUGGAUGGAUUGGAUGCUUGGCCAGCCAUCCCACCAGAAUAUGAGCUUUCAAAUUUCUAA